This is a messenger RNA of Saxophila tyrrhenica, 1497 nucleotides long. RefSeq lists its product as uncharacterized. The record is from RefSeq and is a predicted model, not a curated record. Bases 1 to 1497 code for a protein of 498 amino acids. Gene Ontology annotation, molecular function: monooxygenase activity; iron ion binding; heme binding. The transcript is spliced from 4 exons. Lineage: Eukaryota; Fungi; Ascomycota; Dothideomycetes; Mycosphaerellales; Extremaceae.
AUGUUCCAUCUCGCCCUUGUGUUCCUCGCGAUCGUGAGCCUCGUCCUACUAUGGUAUGUGGGCAGCUUCAUCGCCUCGCCAUUGCGCGAGUAUCCCGGCCCCUUCCUCGCCAAGUUCACGGACUGGUGGCGCGUAGCAAAUACCGUCGAUAGCCACAACAUCGCGCUCCGCCUGCAUGAGAAGUAUGGGCCGGUGGUGCGUAUGGGACCGAACGUCCUGAGUAUCAGCGACGCGACCUAUGCCAAGAUCAUCUACAGCACGAGAGGCAAUUAUUUGAAGAGCGACUACUACGCCGUCAACGACAUCAUCCAGAAUGGCUUCCGCAUCCAGAACAUCUUCAGCACGCGGAGCAAUGAGUUCCACCGAAAAUACAUCCGGCCGAUCUCCAAGACGUAUUCGAUGGCGAAUAUCCUCACGCUCCAACCGCUUGCCGACAGGACAACGGAGACGUUUUGCCGCCGGCUAGAAGAGGAGUUCAUUGAUGGCAAGAAUGCUGGCAGGACCUGCAAUCUUGUCGACUGGAUGUUGUACUACGCCUGGGAAUGUGUCGCGGAGGUCACGUUUGACGAGCCGAUCGGGUUUCUGGAGAAGGGCAAUGACAUUGACGGCAUGCUUUACACUGCAGAUCGCGCAUUGGGGUAUUUCUCGCACGUGGGCCAGAUGCCUGGCCUGGACAAGUACCUUGCGAAGAACCCAUACUACCGUCUCGGACCUCCAUCGAUUGACUGGGCGGGCAAGUAUGCAGCGAUGCGCUUGGUCCCGCGACUGCAGGCCAAGCAGAAGGGAAAGAACGGCGACUUCUUGGACAACUUCAUUGGGUUGAAGGAAGAAUAUCCAGAUACCGUUGACGAGAACGUAAUUGUGGGAUACAUGCUCAUCAACCUGCUAGCCGGCGCCGACACCACCGCAAUCACUCUGCGUGCCAUUUUCUACUAUCUCCUGAAGAAUCCCGCCGCCUAUGCGAACGCUGUCAAGGAACUCGAAGCAGCCAAUCUCCAGCUACCGAUCCAGUACGCGGUCACCGAGAAACUCCCCUACUUCUCCGCCGUCGUGCGAGAAGCCAUGCGCCUCAACCCCGGCCUCGGCGUCAUGCUCGAGCGCGUCGUACCCGCCGGCGGCCUCGCGCUCGAAGACGGGCGGACUAUACCCGCUGGCACGAUUGUGGGGCUCAAUCCAUGGGUCACUGGCCGAGACAAGGGAGCCUUCGGCGAGGACGCCUAUGAGUUCCGUCCAGAGCGCUGGCUGCAGGGCGAUGGAGAGUCGGACGCCGACUUUACUGCACGCUCGAAGGUGAUGAAGGAUGCCGAUCUCACUUUUGGUGGUGGUAAUAGGGUGUGCAUUGGGAAGAACUUGGCGCUGAUGGAGAUUUACAAGAUUGUGCCGACUUUGCUGUUGAAGUAUAAGUUCGAACUCACGGAGCCCGACCGGGAGUGGCGGGUUGACUGCAAGUUCUUCAUGGUGCAAGAUCGGCUGAACGCGAAGGUGUCUCGUCGGUGA